This is a messenger RNA of Linnemannia hyalina, 282 nucleotides long. The record is from the annotation of a GenBank genome assembly. NCBI's taxonomy places the organism in Eukaryota, Fungi, Mortierellomycota, Mortierellomycetes, Mortierellales, Mortierellaceae.
AUGACUCGCGCUACUGAGGCCGCCGCCUUCUUCGGCAUCACCGCCACCAUAUACCUCGCCCUCCUCUUCCAGUGGCUCCCCAUCACCCUCCCCGAAACCGUCCAGAACUUCACACUUCCCGUUCUCCCCUGGUGGGCUUUGGUCACAUUUGGCGCCUACUCUCUCGGAAACAUUGGUUAUCACGUCCUGACCUUCCGCGACUGCCCUGAAGCAUACGACGAGCUCCAAGUGCAAAUCGGUGAAGCACAGAGGGAUCUCAGGAGCAAGGGCAUGAGCAUCUAA